This is a messenger RNA of Bacidia gigantensis, 1710 nucleotides long. RefSeq lists its product as uncharacterized. The transcript has a single exon. NCBI's taxonomy places the organism in Eukaryota, Fungi, Ascomycota, Lecanoromycetes, Lecanorales, Ramalinaceae. The record is from RefSeq and is a predicted model, not a curated record. Bases 1 to 1710 code for a protein of 569 amino acids.
AUGGCGGCAAACAUGGACGACACAAUUCAGCCAUCGCAAAUGACACGAGGGGAAAUUGACGAAUUCUUAAUGCAACAACAGCAAACUAUCAAACAUCUCACAUCGCGGCUGGACAAGGAAGCAGAGCAGCGACAAAUCAACGACAAGAAAAGCGAAGAGCAUAUCGCUUAUGCGGAAGCAAAUAACGACACUCUCAAAAAAGCCUUAGAGGAGGCUCACGUAUUGCCCAAACAUCAAAGUGAUACCGUCAAAGCUGUUCAGAAGAAGAACACCGAGUUGCAAACUGCUCUACGAACAGCACGGAAUACAUCAAGCAGUCUCGAGAGAAAGCUCUUAUCGCCAUUCGGCCACAAAGAAAGUCGCUCAAUUUCUUGUAGCCACAACCAACGAUCACAAGCAAACCCAACACACGCGUCACAGACGAAUACUGCGAUGAGUGAAAAUCUCGCUGGACUACGAACAGACCUGACCGAGAUGGAAGAUAAACAUUUUGCAGAGAAGGAAGUCUUAGAGGCUGAGGUACGGAGGUGGAAACUGCUUUGCAGGUCGUUGUGGAUGAGCUUCAAGUCUCGAAUGGAAAACGCUGGUCUGGAGGCCGGUGCAGAAUCAAUUUUUCAGAACCCAGAUCUAAGGAAAGCUGCUGAGGAAUUGAGGAUAUGGACUGGACUGCCUCCACUGGGUCACUCCGGCAAUAGAGUCACACAUAACGCAGCUGAUGAUGCCCCAGCGAAGAUGAGCACAGGUGCAAAGAAGAGGCAGAGGAGGAAGCAAACUAGAGCUAAAGGCACCGCUUUGGAGGACGAGGCAGAGGCUGAAGCGGGUGAAGCUUCGAAACAACCAACCUUUCAUACAGCUGAAGAUCUUCAAGAAAACCAGCUUCUCACGGCAGUACAGCCCGAAGAAGGCACUAAGACUAAUAGCGAGCUUGAUGAGAUAGCACGAAUCCCAACUGGCGAAAAUAAAGGUGGCACUGCAGAUAAUGACGGCAGUUCAACGAACCGUCAAAUCUUUUCUGAAGAAGGUAAAGCUGCCGCGGACAAGCCAGAGGUGGACGCAGAAGUCACUGACGUCGGGGAAGGGAAAGGUGAAGAAGCUAAGCUCCUUAAUGAGGCACAUGUACAGACGGCUGCAAUCCCGUCCGUGGGAGACGGGGAAGCCGUUCCAGAAGUAGGAAAGGACGUGGAGAAGGCUAGUUCAAAGGAAGAGAAAGGCGGAGAAGCCACUCAAAAACAAAAAGUCAAGGCAGAAACGGCAGUGAUCCUAAAGGACGAGAGUACUCAAACCACCCAGAUGCCAGAGAAAGAGGCAAAGGCAGAGCGAGCAAAAACGGGCGAUGACAAGGCUGUCCAGGUACCAGAAGCAAGCAAAGAGGCAAGACUACAGCAGGUCGAAUCCGAGCCUGCAAAGGCACUUGCAGCAAACUUCGCCUUCCUAAAAGGCCGAUACUGGAUCCUUGCCAUUGUGCUGUACCUUAUCUUAUUUAUAUGUACAGCGUACAUUGAUCACGCAGCUAGAGAAGAACGCAACAUUUGGCUAGCAGCCAACGACACGAGUAGAGUCGCGGUACAUCGAGUCAUGCGUGCAAACCAAUCGGGACAAUCAAUGGGCUGGCUCAGCCAUAGCAGCCUACAAUCCAGCAAUUUGUCUACCGGUAUGGGACGACGAUACAGCAUGGGGUACGGGGCCACAGGGUACGGGGCGACCUUCUGA